Messenger RNA from Hydra vulgaris (swiftwater hydra), 2018 nucleotides. RefSeq names its product mucolipin-3. Gene Ontology annotation, cellular component: lysosomal membrane; plasma membrane. Lineage: Eukaryota; Metazoa; Cnidaria; Hydrozoa; Anthoathecata; Hydridae. Gene Ontology annotation, molecular function: NAADP-sensitive calcium-release channel activity. The record is from RefSeq and is a predicted model, not a curated record.
AGAUUUUUCAUAAAAAUUUUUUUAAUGAGUUAACAUUAAAUUAAUAAUAAUGAAGGGAUAAAUGAAUGGCAGAAUCAUUUUCAGAAGGUGACUCAUUAUUGCCUAAGGAAAAAUCAAAAAGCUAUUAUAUGGUUACUGAUUCUCAUGAAGAAAUUCAUGAAACUGACAAUGAAGAACAGAUAAGAAGCAAGCUUCAAUGGUUUUUUAAAAACCCAUAUGAAAAGUAUAAAGAUAGAGGGCGCAAGCCCUGGAAAUUUUUGCUGCAAAUUGGAAAGAUUAUACUUGUUACUAUUCAGGCAACACUGUUUGCAACCAAUGAAUUUUCUGUAGUCACCUUCAAUAAAGAUAACAUUGAAACAUUUCGCCAGGUCUUUAUAUUCAACUACCCAAAUGGAAAAUUACUAUAUCAAAAAAGCAGUGUAUAUCAACAGAUUUUUCAUUCAUGGAAUCAAAUUUAUGAUUACGAGAAAAUAAUGGUUGGAACAUAUGAGAUCAAAACUGAUUCAAAUGAUACAAGGAUUAAAUUUUGUAAAACUUUACAUAAAGAUAGUCAAGCAAGAAACAUUUCAAAAGAAAAUCUGGAUACUUGUUAUGAUCUUCAACCGAAGCUAAAGAACCAUAAAAUAUCUCUUGACGAGUUCAUAAAUGUAAAUCAACUUCCAAAAGACUUUGAGUGGAUAGUUGAAAUGAAGCUUCAGUUUACUUUUCAAGUCAAUUAUACAAUGCUUCAUGCAAGGAAUUCACCAGACUGUUACAUGUUUAAUAUUGUGAUUUUAUUUGAAAAUGGUGAUCUUGAUGGAAUCAUGGAAGUAAGGCUAGAUUCGGAUAUAGAUUUUCAUCAUUGCAGAUCAAGUGACAAGGGACUACAUAUUCAAGAACAUCAGACAAAAAAGCGUUUAAUGACAGUUUAUGACUCAGUUAUAGUUAUUUUGUGUACUGUGUCCUUAUCUUUAUGCCUUCGCUCAUUUAACCGCCAUUGGAAGUUGUGCAAGGCUGCUUCUCGGUUUUUUGCUGAGUAUCGUUAUGAACCAUUUACAGUAAGUGAUAAAAUGAAUUUUUUGAGCUUUUGGUUGCUUCUCAUUACCCUGUCUGAUAUAUCAACAAUUUUUGGCACAACUAUCAAAAUAAUAUUGGAUUGGAUGGAAUAUCCUGAACUCUACGCAUCAUGUAGUAUGUGCUUUGGGCUUGCAGUAUUGUUUUCAUGGAUUGGAGUCCUCAGAUAUUUAGGGUUUCUGAAAGGCUAUAAUGUUCUUCUUAUAACCCUUAAGACUGCUUUUCCUGUGAUAGUUCGCUUUAUUUCUUGUGUGGCUUUUAUAUAUAUUGGUUUUAUUGUUUGUGGUUGGAUAGUUUUUGGGCCAUACCACCUAAAGUUUCAAAGUCUAGUGACAACAUCUGAAUGUUUAUUUGCUUUGGUUAAUGGUGAUGAUAUGUAUGCAACGUUCAAUGCUAUGGAUUCAUCAGACCCUUUGAUUUGGUACUUCAGCAAAGUUUACUUGUAUUUUUAUGUAUCAUUAUUUAUAUUUGUUGUACUUAGCUUGUUCAUUGGUAUUGUUGCAGAUACUUACGAACGUAUUAAGGAUUUUGGAUAUGCACCCAAAAGUCGUAUUGAACUCUUCAUGGAAGGCAAUGAGCAUAUAGAGGAGGAGCAGCAGCAGUUUAGAAGUCUAUGCAAGCUUCAUAAUAGGGUAGAUAAUGAAAACAGAAAUGGUUCUAAUAUUGUACAUGACGAUUUAAUGCCAUGCUCAUCAGCUGAGCCUAAUAUCAUUGUGUGAUUUUUGGUAGAAUACUGGAAUAACAUCAAAGAUUUCGAAAAAAUCUAUCAAACUUAUUGUUAUUAAAAGUUUAAAGAGAACAUUUUUUGUACAGUUAUAAAAAUAUUUUUAAAGUUUUUCUUAACAAGGCUGUUUAAAAACCAAAUUGUUUUUUUAGGUAUUUUAUAACGUAUUUUAUAAGUUUAUUUUGUGUAAUUUAUUUGUAAACGGUUGUUGUUUUUUUUAAAAAUGGUUACGAUGAAAAAA